Messenger RNA from Didymodactylos carnosus, 1326 nucleotides. Lineage: Eukaryota; Metazoa; Rotifera; Eurotatoria; Philodinida; Philodinidae. The record is from the annotation of a GenBank genome assembly.
AUGAUAACGUCUCUUGUAUGGUGGGUAGCCAAAUCAAUAACACAAUCAAUUGAUUUAACAAAAUUACUUUUUACGUUAGUUUUACUGAUACCACCACUAUUGUAUUAUAAGUAUUACAGAAUAUUCAAAUUUUUUUUAUUUGAACAAAAACAAAAAGUCACAAAAGGAAAUAGAUCAAGAGGAAAAUGUCCACCGUUCUUCCCAAAUGGAUGGUAUUGGUUAUUUAACGCUUGCGAUUUAAAAGUGGGUGAUGUUCAAUCGAUAUCUUACUGUGGCCGUGACAUUGUGUUGUAUCGCGGUAAAAAUGGUCAACCGUAUGUAUUAGAAGCGUAUUGUGCUCAUAUGGGAGCAAAUUUGGGUAUUGGUGGACAUGUCAAAUAUGACACAUGUAUUGAGUGUCCGUUUCACGGAUGGACAUUCGAUGGGGAGACCGGUUAUUGUAUCCUGUCGAAAGACGGUACAAGAAGAACAGUUGAUCAAUAUUCAUACAUUGAUAUACAAACAUGUCGACCACAUCCUGAUAUAGCAGGAAAAUAUUUGGAAAAGGUGUUAGAUCAGAAAGAAGUGAAGAUUAAAAAGUAUGUGUGUAGAGAAGUAAAUGGAGCUAUCUUGGCAUGGUAUCAUUCAAAUGAUGAUUUAAGAGAAAAACCAUUGUAUGAUCCAUUUGAUCUAGAAAGCGCCGUCAAAAAAGAGAAUAUGGAGGGUGCUGAUAUUCGUCAUUUUGAUUAUUUACAUGAGUCUAUAUUAGAUUAUGUUCCAUUUGUUAAAUUUCGUUGGUCAAUGAUCACUCAAUGUGCCACGAAUUCUAAUCUGCGCGAAAUAAUGAAACAUGAACAUCCUCAGGUACAAAAAUAUAAAUCGUAUAUACUUGAUACAUAUAUAACAGAUGACAAUCGUCCAUAUAUCAAUGUUAUAUCACUCGAUUGCUAUCUGAGAUUUUUCAGUAAAUAUGAAAUGUUUUUAUUUAAUGCUACGGGCCUUCAGUUAGGACCAGCACUAGUCUAUUUAUUUCUUUGGUCACCAUAUUUUCUUGCCACUUUCUUUCAAACUGUAACACCGAUGGAAAAAUUUAAUCAACGUGUAAUGCAUCGAAUUUAUACAAAUUAUGCUAUUCCCUAUUGGUUAUCAGCAUUGGCUCUAAUGGGCGAAGUAAAACAAUUGUUUUCGGAUAUGAACAUUUGGAAUAAUAAAAUAUUUGGUGCUAAACUUAAUUAUAAUAUGAAAAUGGAAGCGGAUAAAUAUUUGCAAUCAUGGAGAAAUUGGUAUGCACAAUUUUACGAAGGAUGUCAUGAAUAUGAAAAGAAUAUUGAAAGUCUAUCAUGGUAG